UGACCGGGGACAGUUACAAACCGUUCCCCCCGCCCCUCCCGCCGCCGUUGUUUGUGCUGAGUCACGGCGCUGCCCGGUGCCGCGGGGAGAGCCGGCGGUCACCGUUAUAGUCGUCGCCGCUGCCGCAGCACGAACCCUUCCCCAUGGGGACGGACGGCGCCCGCGCGCUGCUGGAGCGGGCGGCCACCCUCACCCUGCAGACCGGCAACCUCCUCAACUGGGGCUGCCUGCGCAAGAAGUGCCCGGCCACCCCCGGCGAGGAGGUGCGGGACUGCAUUCAGAAAACGCUGACGGAAUGGAGCUCAAAGAUUGGACAAGACCCAAAUCAGGAAAUACUGGAGGUUCUGGAAUGCACUGUAGCUCAAGCUAUAGAAAAAAUAAAUCCCGAAGAAAGGGAUGAGUUGAAAGUUUCAGCAAAGCUUUUCAUCGUUGGAUCAAACUCUUCUUCAAUCAGAGAUGCAGUUGACCUUGCGUGUUCUGCCCUUGGAGUUGAGCAGUUAGACUCUGUCAUUAUUGCCCCACCUCCCGUUGAAGAUGGAACUAGCCUCUCCUUGGAGUAUUUGCAACCUUAUUGGAAAGAACUUGAAAAUCUAGUUCAAAACAAAAAGAUUGUUGCCAUAGGGACCUCUGACCUAGAUAAAACACUGUUAGAGCAGCUGUAUCUGUGGGCACAGGUGAAACCAAGUAGUAAUCAGGUGAACUUAGCUUCCUGUUGUGUGAUGCCACCUGAUCUCACAGCGUUUGCAAAACAGUUUGACAUACAGCUGUUAACUCACAAUGACCCAAAAGAAUUACUUUGUGAAGCAAGUUUCCAAGAAGUUCUUCAGGAAAGCAUCCAGAACACGAAAGCACACGAAUGGAUUCCUUUAUGGCUCCUCCGGUAUUCAGUCAUUGUUAAAAGCAGAGGAAUUAUCAAGUCCAAAGGCUAUAUCAUGCAAGCUAAAAGAAAUGCCUCUUAAAACACUUCCUUUUUUUUUCUUUUUUUUUUUCUUUUUUUUUUUUUUAAUGGCUUACUGUUUUAAUUUCUUGGGAAUGGGGGAAACCUUGCAGGUUUGUUUUUGGGGUUUUUUUUCCCCCAUAGAGACACUUUUACAGCAUUUGUAACAAAGACCAAAAGUUGUAAUGAUUCGGUGUGAUGUGAGCAGGAGUGUCUGCGGUGUCCUAACACUAUUUAUCUUUCUUAACCUAUUGACCAGUUCAUUUAAAAUAUGAAAUUUUUUGGGUUUGUUUGUUUUCAAAGGAAUUUAUCUCUAGAGAAACAGUUUAAAAUAUUUUUCUUUGUAUGACCAGUUCACUGUAAAUUUUUCAUUAUAUUUUAGCUGCCAUUAGGUACUAUAGAGAAACGUAUAUAUUUUUAUUUAAAAAAAGUAAUAAUUUCUCUUAAAUAAUAGUUACUUAUCUGGUGGGUUCAUAGAUUUCAAGCAGUCGAGGACUAGUUUUUAUAGAAAAUUGUCAUCUUUUAUGAAAAAUUUUCCAAAAAAUUAAACUGGUAUCUCAUUACUUGGUAUGUAUAUAUAGGCAAGUCAGCUGUUUAAUUUGUGUGGAUGGGAAAAUCAGCUUAUUUUUAAUAUAGUGUAAAAGACCUAUAUGAUUUAGAAAAAAUGCAUCUUUCAAAUUACUUUCUGACUGUUACUUGAAUUCCUUCUGGCUUCUUUGUGCCUCAAUAUGCUGUGCUUACUGUUUGCACAAGUGUGAUGGCAUCUGUACUGUUUGAAAUAGAAAAUGUAUUAUUGUGUGAAUGUUUAAGAAUUGAAAACAAGUGAUGAAAAAAAUCUGUUAAUCAAAAAUUGAACUGUGCCUGUUAUCUUCUCAACUGUGGCUUGUUUUUUGUGACACUUGUGAACUACACGAUCAGAAUUGGCCAAGUCAGAACAGAUAGUAAGUGUUGAAGCUGUUCACUGCAGGAUUGUGUAACAUGGAUGACUUCUUUUUGGGGUUGCCUUGGAAACUGUGUUGCUUGAGUGCCAUUCAGAAAUGAUGCAAGGGUUAGCUUGAAGUUAGGUCUAUUUCUGGUUGGCAGUAGUUUGGCACACAGGCUUUUGAAUCCUAGAGAGAUUGCUGCAGCUAAGGCAAGGCUUCUGGUUUAAUGCAGUCUUUUUAUCAAAAAGGCCUUUUCAUUUCCUUGGCCUUUUGCUGUCUGUUCUGAUUUAAAGCUCAACUUGUAGUUCAGCAGGAGCUUCAUACUGAGUAUCUAAAAUGCUUAUUUGCCUUCCGAUUUCAGGUAGGAGCAGGACUUCAUACUAGUAGUACUCGUUAACUUAGUUGUACAUAUUUUGAGCUUUGGACUGUAAGGGAAUGAAUCUUCACCAACAUCUUUCAAAUUCUGUCGUGUAGGCAGCUAGUGGAAUUAAAAUGUCUGUAGGCAGUGUCUAGAGAGUCAGCUUCCCAUAAUCCAUUCCACUAAAGUAAAAGAUUAUUCUUUUCCAAGAUACCUUUUGAGUCCUCAAACAUCUUAUCUGUAGGUGGCAAAUACUGGGAAAUUCUCUUGGACUGCUUCAGUUCUUUUGGUAUGUGAGUGAGGGGAGGAACUGGAACUAGUAACACAUCAAUAAAAGUUUGAUUGUAUUUUUUUUUCUCCUAAUCAAAAUUUAGUCUUUUUUUUUUUUUUUAGUGUUGGGUCAGAGUGUUAUCAGAGUUCCAAAAUGACAUGAGUUUUGUUUUAAACUUGCCUACCAGCUUUGAGUUGUGUGCUGCUGCUGAUUAACCACUGCCUGUAAUUGUGUGUCUGGCUGUUGACAUUCUGUACUGUAUUACUCGCACGUGUGCUCAGUUUUAUACAUUGAAGUGCUAUGAAACAAGAAUUGAGCUAUAACAAUGCAAAGGCUGCUCCGAUGGGAUAAUUAUUUAUUUCCUUUCUGUAAACUGUUAACGAUUUGCUUGCUGUAGAAAAGUACCCCUUAAGACAUGAUAACUUCAAGACGUGGUAAUCUUAUUUUUCUAGAAUUGCUGACAGUGUGACAUGUUAUCAGGUUGUCUCAUUAAUUUGUUUUGUGUCAAAGUGGGGAGAGAUGGGAUUUCCUUCCAUGAGAAACUUGAAAGUUUGAAUUAAAAUUUGAAAUCCUUGGAGGCUUUUAA
This is a messenger RNA of Calidris pugnax (ruff), 3075 nucleotides long. RefSeq names its product glutamate-cysteine ligase, modifier subunit (gene GCLM). Gene Ontology annotation, biological process: glutathione biosynthetic process. The record is from RefSeq and is a predicted model, not a curated record. Gene Ontology annotation, molecular function: enzyme regulator activity; glutamate-cysteine ligase catalytic subunit binding. Gene Ontology annotation, cellular component: glutamate-cysteine ligase complex. The transcript has 7 exons. NCBI's taxonomy places the organism in Eukaryota, Metazoa, Chordata, Aves, Charadriiformes, Scolopacidae. Bases 144 to 959 code for a protein of 271 amino acids.